Molecule: messenger RNA, 3900 nt
Organism: Polypterus senegalus (gray bichir)
Lineage: Eukaryota; Metazoa; Chordata; Cladistia; Polypteriformes; Polypteridae
Gene: chuk
Product: component of inhibitor of nuclear factor kappa B kinase complex
Exons: 23
Coding region: 456-2708 (750 amino acids)
Biological process (GO): positive regulation of transcription by RNA polymerase II; tumor necrosis factor-mediated signaling pathway; peptidyl-serine phosphorylation
Cellular component (GO): IkappaB kinase complex; cytoplasm
Molecular function (GO): ATP binding; IkappaB kinase activity
Source: RefSeq, a predicted model, not a curated record
AAGAUGACGUCACUUCUGGGAAAGUACGGAUAGUAGCACUUCAAGAAAACUAGUGCUGUGGUGCUGGCAAGGGAAUGUUUUUCUUUCUUUUUUUUAGACUUAUUGUAGUGGAAGCUCUAAGGUACUUUUUCGUAACUACAAAAGUCUUUCCAGUUGUCUUGAAAAGUGUCAUCGAGAUGGUGGCGUUCGGUAUACGCAGUGACGUUGGACUUUUGUUAUGAAAAGGUGUUUGUAUACAUCAUUGUGGAAGGCCUGAAGUUUUGAGAAGGAGAGGUUUAAACAGAUAUUUACACACUAGUGGGCCCAUUUUAUCUUACUGGAUUUACAAGCCACAUCGCAAGGACUUCUGAAAGUGACGCAUCUGGAAUAUCAUCUGUAGCAUUGUGUUACUUAGUAGAUUAGAAGCUGCCAGUAGGUGAUGAAAUACUGAUGAAAUAACAAUACAGCACAAAACUAUGGAUAAGCCCCCAUUUCGUCAGAUUCAGUCAUGUGGAAAAUGGGAAAUGAAGGACAGACUGGGAACAGGGGGAUUUGGCAAUGUUUAUCUAUAUCAAAAUGAGGAAACAAAUGAAAAAAUUGCCGUCAAGUCAUGUCGAUUGGAGUUAAAUGCAAAAAAUAAAGAGAGAUGGUGCCAUGAAAUCCAAAUAAUGAAAAAGCUGAAUCAUCCUAAUGUAGUUACAGCUAGGGAAGUACCAGAAGAAAUGAAGAACAUUUCCUUUAAUGAUCUGCCUCUGUUGGCUAUGGAAUAUUGUUCAAAAGGUGAUUUAAGAAAAUUAUUAAAUAAACCGGAGAAUUGUUGUGGACUGAAAGAGAGUGAAGUUCUGUCCUUACUUAGUGAUGUUGGUUCAGGCAUUCAGUACUUGCAUGAAAACAGGAUUAUUCACAGAGACCUAAAGCCAGAAAAUAUAGUACUUCAGGACAUUAAUGGAAAGCUGGUUCAUAAAAUAAUUGACCUUGGUUAUGCUAAAGACCUUGAUCAAGGAAGCCUUUGUACGUCAUUCGUAGGAACUUUACAGUACUUGGCACCGGAGCUAUUUGAAAAUAAACCCUAUACAGUGACAGUAGAUUACUGGAGUUUUGGUACAGUGGUGUUUGAAUGCAGCUGUGGUUUCCGGCCUUUUUUACACAAUCAUCAACCAGUGCAAUGGAAUAAUAAAAUUCGUAACAAAGGUCCAAAGGACAUAAUGGCUUGUGAAGAUAUGUUCGGAGAAAUCAAAUUUUACACCCACCUUCCUGAUACUAAUAACCUGAGCAAAGCAAUCAUUGACCCUUUAGAAAACUGGCUACAGCUAAUGUUAAGGUGGGAUCCUGUACAAAGAGGAGGUGGCUUAAACUCUGAGCCCAAGCGGCCUCAAUGCUUUUUCCUUUUGGAUCAGAUAUUGAGCAUGAAGGUGGUGCACAUCUUGAAUAUGACUUCUGCCAAAGUCCAUUCGUUUCAGUUGGUCUCUGAUGAAAGUCUACAUUCUCUUCAGUUACGGAUUACAAAAGAAACAUUAAUCGUUCCACUUAAUCAGGAAUUACUACUGGAAACAGGAAUUUCACUUGACCCAAGGAAACCUGCAUCACAAUGUGUAUUAGAUGGAGUGAGAGGCUGGGAUAGCUAUAUUGUUUACUUGUUUGACAGAAGUCUUACUGUGUACCUUGGACCUUUUGCUGACCGUAAACUCCCGGAUUAUGUGAAUUAUAUUGUGAGGGAAUCCAAAAAACAGUUUCCUAUUAAAGCACUGAGAAAAGGUUGGGGAGAUGCUGUAGGUUAUAUCUGUGGUCUUAAAGAAGAUUACAGCAGACUUUUUCAAGGACAGCGCGCAGCAAUGUUAAGCCUUCUGCGGUAUAACACUAACCUUACACGAUUCAAGAAUUUGAUGUUUUCAGUCUCUCAGCAAUUAAAGGCAAAGUUGGAGUUUUUUAAGAGUAGCAUUCAGUUUGACUUGGAGAAAUACAGUGACCAGAUGCAGUAUGGAAUAUCUUCUGAAAAGAUGUUAAAGGCAUGGCAAGAGAAUGAAGAGAAAGCAGAUGCCUUUGCACAGGUUGCAGAGGUCAGCCACUUAGAUGAAGAAAUCAUGUCUCUUCAUUCAGAAAUAGUUGAACUUCAGAGAAGUCCUUAUGCAAGAAGGCAAAAUGAUGUCAUGGAAGAGCUUGAAGAAAAAGCUAUUGAAUUAUACAAGCGUCUAAAAGAGAAAUGCAAAGAAUCCCAGCCUGGUUAUAGUGACAGUUCAGAUAUGGUGAAAGUCGUUAUACAGGCAAUUCAGAGUCAAGAGAAGGUGUUAAAGGACCUUUUUUCUCAUUUAAGUAAGAUUCUUUCAAGCAAGCAAAAAAUAAUUGAUUUGUUUCCAAAAAUUGAAAAAGCUCUCGAAAAUAUCAAGGAGGCAGACAACAGUGUAAUGCAAAUGCAAGCAAAGAGGCAAAGAGAAUUCUGGCACUUGUUAAAAAUUGCUUGUGCUCAAAGUUCAACUCGACCAAUUCCAGCUCCAGUCCCUGAACCCUCCAGUUCAUCACAGAUGUUGCAGUGGACCCAGCAAGGGCAUGCACCUCAUCCCCUCUCUUCCCUAUCUAGGCCAAGUGAAAGUGACACUGUGACACAUUUACUUCAAGAAAACCAGAAGUUCCUGAGUCAGUUAACAGGUUUGAUUCAGGAAGAAGAGGAACAAACAAAGAGUAUAAUGGAUCAAGAUUGGUCAUGGACAAAAUCUGAACCAGUAUCUGUAUAGACAACAUAAUUGAGUAUUUGUUUUAAAAUUAAAUUUACUUUCUUGUAAAUAUAUUUUUUCAGUACUGGUUAAAAAUAAGUAUUUAUUAGGUUUAAAAAUUGAAAGAUUCUCACACUAAACAUUAACAGUAGAAUUCUCAUUUAAUCUGUAAUUACUGUGAAAAAUAGUUUUGAGAGUAUUAUAUAAAAAAUUGAUCCCGCUUUCACAUGGUUAUUGUUUACAUCCUUGUUUUUUUUAAUGUAUUUUGAUUAUUCAUAUUUCAUGUGUCAUUAAUAUAAUUUAAAGGCAGUCAAAGCUAUUUUUAAGACCACAAUAUUUAGACAUUUAAGAAAUAAAAAGGUAAACUUUUACAUUUAGGUGUAAAUUAAUUGUGAUGGUCUGUUCUGUUUGGUUUUUUUUUUUAGCUGGUGAAUUUCUUACAUUUAUGAAUUAAGCAAGCAGCAAAAUGAAAAUGUCUCGUUUUGCUGCCACUUAAAAUGUCAUAAAUUAAGACUGAAAUUGCAACAACACUAUUACAGUAAUUUUUUGCUUUUUUUGAUGUUUUUUAAGUUACAUGUAGCAAGGUAUGCCUCCAUACACCCCCUGUGCCUUGGAAUACUGUACAUGCAAUAGUCACUUCGCUUUUUUAUAUUGAAUUAUAGCAUACGUGUUUUCAUUGUAAGGAAAGCAAAAACAUACAAUACUGAAAAAAAUCUAUAAGUAUUAAGUAUUUUGUAUCAUAAUUUUAGUGGAUUUUAAGUUUCUUUUAAAGUAGUGAAAAGAUCUACUGAUUUUGUCAAACUUUUAUUCUAGUACAUUACAUCAAGCAGGUUUAAAUGGUGCUGCUGAUUGCUGUUUUAUUUCAUUGUGUAUUUAGAGCUUUAUGAUGCUCUCGUGUUGAAUGUGUUUUGUUUAUAAUGUAAAAUAGAUUUUAUUUGAAAAUUUUUCAUUGCCUGUAUAGUAUAGAACCAACUGUGUAUUUAUAAUUUUGCCCCUACCAAAGUGAAGAGCAGAAUGUCUACAAGUGCCUGUUUUAUCCAUCUACUUCAUGUUAUAAAUUUAAUUUUCUGCAAAAUUGUGACAUUACCUUUAAAUAAUGUACCCCAUCUGUAUAUUUUGGUGUUUGUGUAUUCAUUGUAACUUUGGUGUUUAAUUUCAUUUUAUACCACAGAACUGUGUGGAGUACUAAUAAAGAAAUAAGACAUGCUUGAUA